CCCAGGCCAUGGCUGAAGAUGGGCAGCCAAGAAUGAAGACAGAAGAGUGUUCGGAGGACAGUCAGGUCUGCUAUGCCUGCUGCUCGCUGAGAGCAAUACGUCGGGCAGUGUUGGGGCUUUUACUUGGGUGUGGUGUGGCUCUGGCAUGGGCUGGGGCUACACACUGUGCCAAGCAGUCACUGGGGCAGUUCCCUGCCCCCUUCUUCAUGACCUGGUUCUGCGGUGCAUGGAACAUCCUCCUGUUCCCCCUCUACUACCUGGGACAUACAUUAGGGGCAGUGGAGUGGCAGUGGCCCAAAGCCCACUUCAGGCAGUGCAGUGGCUUCCUGGUGGCGGAGGACAUGACAGUGAGAAGGCUCCUGAAGGGUGCUGCACCAUUCUCUGUGCUGUUGAGUCUAUCGGGCUACUUAUAUCUCCUGGCCCUCCGACGCAUCUCAGCAGGUGACGCUAGCGCCAUUCUCUGCUGCAGCCAGGCCUUCGUUUUCCUACUGUCCUGGAUUGGACUCAAAGACCGCUUCAUGGGUGUGAGGAUAGUGGCCGUCAUCCUGUCCAUCACAGGAAUCGUCAUGAUGGCCUACGCUGACGGUUUCCAUAGUGAUUCAAUCACGGGUGUGGCCCUGGGAGUAAGCUCAGCAUUAACCACUGCCCUCUACAAGGUGCUGUUCAGAAAGCGAGUGGGCGAGGUGCAGCCGGGUGAGGCCAGUGUGCUGCUGUCCUGCGUGGGGCUGUGUAGCUGUGUCCUCCACUCCUGGGCUUGUGUUCUGCUCUACCUCACACACGUGGAAUACUGGCCCCCAACUCAGUCCAUUCCCUGGGACACAAUGUGCAUGAUGGCCACCCUGUUUCUCGUGUUCAAUGUGUUGGUGAGUCUGGGGAGUAUGAUUGCCUCCCCGGCCCUCAUUUCAACUGGAAUGUUACUGAGUAUCCCGGCUAACACAGCUGUGGAUUUUUACGUGUCUGCGGCCCGUCCAAUCAGCCAGGUCAGAGUGUCUGCAGCGUGUGUCAUCGGGGCGGGCUACCUGUUACUGCUGCUCCCAGAAGGCUGGGAUGACAGUGCUUUCCGCUGGAUAGAUGGUCUGUGGCGAGGAGGAUGGCAGGCUGACAGUGAGGUCGGAGAUGAAGCAGGAGCUGAUAUAGGAGCCAAUGCAAAACACAAGACUAAACCAGCAGGCAUUGCUGCCUUAACUUGACUCUUUGGUUUUCCAGGGGGAAACUCUGUGUCAAAAACCUCUUGAGAAAAUGUAACCAUUGCCUGUCUUAGCUUAGGUGCCGGGUGACCCUAUGAACCACAUUGUGGAUGUUUUCUUACCAGGCUACAGUAAAGAUCUGAGAUAUGUUGAAGAUACCUACAUGCCAUUGGUCGCGGUUUUUCACCCUGAGCCAAGUUGCACACAUUCACACUUUUUUGGGAAUGUUUUCUUUUUCUGCCGACUAAUGAACUAUUCGACAAGGAAUCCUGGACAUUUUCCCAUUCUUCAUUUUACACUUCCCUAAAUCUGCUUUGGAUUUAACACAAAGAUUGUUUGUUUUUGUGAGAAUAUAAAAGAAGACAUGAGUAUAUUUCAGGCCUUUGGCUUACUAAACAUUAUGUUGUUUGGUAAGCACAAGAUGUCAUAUUUGUGUUAACCCCCUAUAAAUCAGGAUUGGAUGUUAAAUGUGGACUGUUGCAUAAGGAAAAAAUGACAUUAAUUAAUAUUAGUUGAAAAGAUGUUACAAUUAUUUAAUGCCUCUUAACAUACUAACGCUUAAAUAUGCCAUCAUUUAGAUAUCUUGAAUUACAGUAAUGUCAGUUGAGUGGCCACUGCCACUGGUCCCAUGACCAAGGUGAAGAGAAAUGGCCUUACAGCAAGCUGAGGGCAGACUUGUCUCAUGACUCAAGAUAGAAUACAAGGGCUGGAGUUCCACCCUCUGGCUUUGAAAGAGCAUUAUAGUGUUUUGACCCAUGAGCAAAGAAUAGAACAAAUAACUCUCUGUAACACCAAUAACACAUAAUCCCAUUCAACCCUAUUAAAUGACCCUUUAAGAAGCAGUAUCCCUUGGUGAUUAAAAGGUUUUGAUGCAAUUUAAUGGGAUUGUCUUUUAUUGGUCUUAGAUGAGAUUAGUUUGAAUGGUAAAUAUUAUUAAACCAUCUAAUUCAGAG
Messenger RNA from Esox lucius (northern pike), 2140 nucleotides. RefSeq names its product solute carrier family 35 member F4. Lineage: Eukaryota; Metazoa; Chordata; Actinopteri; Esociformes; Esocidae. Gene Ontology annotation, cellular component: membrane. Bases 9 to 1190 code for a protein of 393 amino acids. The record is from RefSeq and is a predicted model, not a curated record. The transcript has 6 exons.